Cyclopterus lumpus (lumpfish) is the source of this 3105-nucleotide messenger RNA. RefSeq names its product outer dense fiber of sperm tails 2a (gene odf2a). NCBI's taxonomy places the organism in Eukaryota, Metazoa, Chordata, Actinopteri, Perciformes, Cyclopteridae. The transcript is spliced from 19 exons. The coding region runs from base 186 to 2651 and encodes 821 amino acids. Gene Ontology annotation, cellular component: centrosome. The record is from RefSeq and is a predicted model, not a curated record. Gene Ontology annotation, biological process: regulation of cilium assembly.
AACCAGAGAGGCGUUAGCGUCACUACGACCUGUUGAGGUUUAUCCAAGUCUUCACGCCAACACGUCCCACGUUCACCCGGCGUUACUUUGCUGGCUAAACACCCCGCUGCCCCGAUGGAACACACGUUCGCGUCUUGAAGAAGACAGUGCUGGCUCUCGUACUGGUUCCUCAUUUGAGGAAAGCAAUGAGAAAUUGCUCAAGUUCUCCUCCAAUCCACGUGCACGUGGACGAUGCCAUAGCGGUCCAUGUGCAUGUGAAGAGUCCACAGGGGAAGACCAAGGUCGACAGAGCAAAGCUCCAUCCCACAGCAAAGGUCAAAACUCGGGUGCCAUGGAUACCACCAGGAAAGGCCUCUGUACGGGAUGCUUCAUACAAGUGGGAGGGGCCAACACACUGCCUUGAGAUCACACAACCGCUCCCUGAACCGCUCCCUGAACCGGGACCUGAACCAGGACCUGAACAUUCCCAGUCUGUGCUGCGGUUAGCGGACCUCACAUCAGAAGAAGAAGAAGGGCUGCACGGGCGAAUCAGCCAGUAUGAGAGGAAGAUUGAGAGCUUACUGACUGAAGUCAGCUCUCUGAGGAACGAGGUUGAACUGCAGAAGAAGGAGCAGCUGCUGGAGCGUCAGUCGGAGCAGCUGAGUGUCUCCCAGCGGGUGAUCGCUGAGCAGGAGGAGGAGCUGGCUGAGGUGACCGAGGAGAACACACGCCUACGCCUAUCCAUGGAGAAGAUGCUCGAGGACACCCAUCACGACAGACAGGACCGUGUGCAGCAGGACAAAGAUGCUCUGCUCAGGAAGCUGGUGGAGGCUGAGAUGGACGGGACAGCAGCUGCCGAGCAGGUGUCCGCCCUGCGGGGAUCAGUUUCCGGACUGUGCGGCGCUGUGGGCAGUAGGCCGUCUGGCUCUGACUCGUCAGUCUUGGCCCGGCAGAAGGAGCUGUUGCUACAGAAACUGGAGACUUUUGAGGCCACAAACCGAACUCUGCGGCAGCUUCUCAGAGACCAGCAGGGCUCCCAGAUGGAGUCAAUCCGAGAGUCCGAGCAGAAGGACGCGUUACUCCAGAGACUGGCCGACACGGAGGCAGACAAUGCUCACCUUGUGGUGAAACUUGAAGAGAAAGACAGAGAGGUUAAUCAGCUCUCCAAACAUAUAGAUACUGAAAAGGACAAUGCAAAGAGCACAGCUGAUGUGUCUAAGAGUCUGGAGUCAACCAGAGCUCAUUUACAAGGACAGCUGCGAAGCAAAGAAGCUGAGAACAACCGGCUGUCUGUGCAAGUGAAGAACCUGGAGCGAGCAGCCCACCAGCAGAAGGUGGAGGUGGAGCAUCUGAAGGAGCAGCUGGCGAGGCGAAGGCAGCAGGCCGGUGCAGACCGAGAGGCUCUGAAACGAGCCGCGCGGAGCCAGAAACAGAGAGCUGAGCGCAGCGAGGACACCGCAGACCAGUUGAGCAUCCAGCUACUGGACACGGAGAAGCAGGUUGCCGAUGCGCUGUCAGCAGCUGAGACCUGGCAGGGUCACCAUGCCCAAGAGGUGAAAGACAAGAGGAGACUGGAGACUGAACUGUCGCUGUUGAACAGCCGUAUAGCAGCGCUGACGGAGCAGCUGCAGACUACAGUGGAUGAAGGCUGGGCAGAGAGAGAGGCCCUGCUGCAUGACCUGCAUGGACUGACCACAGAGAGCUCUGCUGCCCAACUGGAGAAGCAGUCCCUCAAGGCUACAUCGUCUGCAGUGGAGGAGAAGCUGGCCCUGAGUCAGUCAGAGCUCCAGCAGGUCAGAGCCUCAAUCCAGCAAUAUGAAAGCCUGCUGGACAGCUAUAAGAUCCAGGUUGGAGAAACCCGGGCCGAAGCAGACGAGUACCGUGCUCGGGUGGCUCAGGCGGAGCAGGAGGCCCAGGCGGUGCGCAGGGCGCUGGAGCAGGAGGUGGAGGAGGUGCGCAGCGAGCUGCUGGGGCGGCUGGCACCCUUAGAGCCUCUUCCCGAAGCCUUACGGCGCUCUGACCUGCAGCUGCAGGAGGCCCGGGACAGGGAGCGCAGCCAGGAGAGACGCAGCAUGGAGCUCAGCACCACGCUGACCGACCUCUGCAUGAAGGUGGAGACCCAGAGCAGCCAAGUGGAGCUUCUAAGGCAGAAGAACAAGGUUCUGCUGGAGGAGAACCGACAGCUCCAGCAGCGAGGGGACAGUUUGGAGAGAAAGCUGGCUGAGGCUGGCACUCAGAACACCGACCUUCUGGCGGUCCUCACCAAACGGGAAGACACCAUCCGCAGCAGUCAGCUCCACCUGGAAGAAAAAACCAGGGAAUGUUGUCUGCUGAGCCAAAAGCUGGAGGAAGCUCUGGGGGAUGCUCACCAACAGAUGUCAGAGACCAGAGGACGUGCUGCCACCAAAGAACGCUCCACCCAGUACAAGAUACUGGACCUAGAGGCUCAACUUAGCAGGACUACCUCAGAAAUCAAUCAACUGCGACGCAGCAAGGAGGAGGUGGAGCGGCGGUACCAGAGCCGACUGCAGGAUGUAAAGGAUCGUCUGGAGCAGUCCGACAGCACCAACCGAAGUCUGCAGAACUACGUCCAGUUCCUCAAAGCCUCCUAUGCCAAUGUGUUUGGAGACUUGGCUCUGGACAGCUCGCUGCGUGCCCCCUCCCCCAUCUGACAGUACGGGGGUCUGAGCCUGUGACUUGGACAGCUGGCGGCUGUAAAGAUGUAAUGCUUGGUCAGCCUGGUUGCUGGUUUUAUACCAUUUUGAACCAGUUGGGCUGCUAGUACGGCUUUUCAAAUGCCAGACUUGUCUCUGUAAAGAGUAUUUAGAACUAAUUCAAUGUCUAAAUGUCAUUGGAUUAAAAAAUACAAAUAAAAAGAGAUCUUUUGUACUAUUAAAGCCCUUAAAUGAGGGAUUUAAAAUGUGUGGUGUCAAAACCCCUGUGACAGACAGCAUGUCAACUGUACUCAUGGGGGCUUUACAUUCUCAAGACACGUCAUUUGUUAAAGAUCUUGAAGAUCUUUCACUUUACUCGUGCUUAUUUUUACCGGAUGCUUUAAUCCACUAAAUGCAUUUCUAACACCUUGUAGUACUUUUAACAAUCAAGUUUGAAAACUACAGACUGAGG